Molecule: messenger RNA, 240 nt
Organism: Sphenostylis stenocarpa
Lineage: Eukaryota; Viridiplantae; Streptophyta; Magnoliopsida; Fabales; Fabaceae
Source: the annotation of a GenBank genome assembly
GAUGAUAAUACAAUAGAGUUCGAGAGUGCGACAAAGGUUGAGAUCACAACAAAUGGCGACAAUGCAAGAGAGAGCAAGACCAUGAUAGAAGAGGGUGAGACAAAGGUGGACAACGAUGUUAUUGGUAGAAGAGAGAAGAUUGAGACGAUAGUAAAGACAAAACUCAUAGAGAAGAGGAAGAAGGAGAUCAACAACUCGAGAAUAGAUGAAGAAGAAGAAUGGUUUAAUAGAAUGAGCUAA